This is a messenger RNA of Symbiodinium sp. CCMP2456, 7876 nucleotides long. Lineage: Eukaryota; Dinophyceae; Suessiales; Symbiodiniaceae. The record is from the annotation of a GenBank genome assembly.
AUGGCUCGCCAUGGUGGCAAAGGGUCCUCCUCUUUUGGCUGGGCCAAAAGUGCCGCGGUUGUAUGUGGGUUAUGCUCGCUGUACAUCACUUACACGCUAGUGUCCCUCGUGCCGACGUCUCCUGACCACAUAUCAGCUCUUCCAGCAACAGCUGUUUGGCCUCGAUCUAUGGGUACGAGGACAUCCGGCUCUUUGGAGGUGCAGCCCAUGAUGACCUCCGGAGGCCCACCAGGACUUGGCAGCUUUGUUUGGACCGGCUCUGCAGGAACAUUCAGGAUGCGAACCAACGACCUGAUGCUAGAGUUCAUGUCUGUGCGGCAUCGCUCGUCGGAGAAGUUCGCUCCAUGCACUGUGCUGGAGGGCAUGCAGAUGGAUUGCGGUGGUGUUUCCGCAAUCUGGCAAUCUCAAACUUACGAGGUCGGAGCGUCAGGAGCCGCCCUGCGUUGGUGGGUGCAAUUCAAUGCUGCUGUCUCCCAAGUCCGCAUUUCUGCAUGGCUACCGAACGCGGCUAUGGAAGGCCACGUGGAUGGCUCGCCGGUAAGUGUGCGACGGCGGCCAGCUGUACUGCCCUUGACAUCGAUAUUGGCGACGGCAAGCAGUGCAUUCCAGGGGCGCGGGCCGGAAAGGAUGAUCGAUUCAGAUUACGAUACUGAGUGGUUUGCUGGGAAAGGUGAGCAGGAGGCUUGGAUUCUCCUCGAGCUUCCAGAGGAAGCCACGAUAGAUUCUGUCGCCUGGACUUGGUGGGCCCAGUCCGCGGCAGACGAGUGGGUACUGUCAAGCCGCAGGUAUUUGACAGGUCCGUGGGCUGAGCGCAGUUCUAGCCGAACGAUCUCUCAGCCAGACAAGUUCAACUCUGAAGUCAAGGUCAAUGGCUGGCAGGAGCCUUCGAAGUGGAUCCGGCUCCAAAUGCAGAAGGGGCACCAGGAUCCCUGGAACUUCGGUGUAUUCUUUGGCAUACGAUCCUUUACGAUUUUGGGCCGGGAUGAAGCGGCUUCAGCUGGUGCAUCGGAUCUGUGGUGGGAAGGUUCAACCAUCCCCGCGGGAAUUUGGUUCGCUUUGGAACAUCCCAGGGCCCGAUGCAGCGUGCGCAGCCGCGCUGAAGCCCGAGAGCCUGUUUCCCCAACAGGUCCUGUUUGGCGGAGGGCCGAGUGUACCCUUCAGCUCUCUGAGAAGCCAACAGGCCGUGUGCAGGUCUCUGCAUCCAUGGGAGUCUUCGAGGACGGGAAGUAUCCGCAGCUGCGCCGCAUAUUCUCCCGAUAUUUGGAAUUGGUGCGGGGCCGGGAGUUCGGCCAGACUUUGCACUACAACAGCUGGUACGAUCUCCGAAGUACGCCCUGCGACGAAUCGCAGAGGCAGCGUUGCUUUUCGCACAAGAUGACGGAGGCGGCAUGUUCGCAGCGCGUCGCAAUCUUCAACACAAACCUGACGCUUCACGGCGGGAACUCUCUGGAUGCUUUCUUGUUGGAUGAUGGAUGGGAUAAUGCAGACAGCCUGUGGGAAGUGGACAGGAAACACUUUCCAGGGGGCUUUGCUUCCCUGGUGCAGCACGGCGAGAAAUGGGGCACAAAGAUGGGCGUGUGGAUGUCGCCAUUCGGAGGAUAUGGUGCGGCAGGUGCCCGCCGCGUCCGACAUGGUGCCAGCCAUGGUUUCGAGCGAAGCGUUCGAGGGGGCUUCGCCCUCGCAGGGCAGAGGUAUUUUGCAAGCUUCCGGUCCGUUGUGCGUGACCGCAUUGCUGAAGGAUUCCGGCUCUUCAAGUUCGAUGGCUUGGGCGGCGGCCUGGGGCAGAGUGGCGGCGAGGAGGACCGCGACGACUUCGAGGCCAUGCUAAGCCUGAUCCAGGAUCUGCGAUCAAGCGACAGUGGAGAUGUCCCACUCUGGAUAAGCUUGACCAUCGGCACUUGGCCGUCUCCCUUCUGGCUGCUUUGGGGCGAUUCUAUCUGGCGAGAUGGGCCAGACGUCGGUGCAGAGGGCUUGGGAUCGCCUCGGGACCGAUGGCUGAAUUUCCGCGAUUGGGCCUUGCGAAGGGCGCAAGCUCGUGGCCCGCUUUUCCCCAUGACUGCGUUCAUGCAGCAUGGCGUGGUAUGGAGCAAGUCUGCAGAGACCGCCGACAUGUGGCCCCCGACAAAAACGACGCUUCUGGCAGAUUUCUGCAAGGAGGUUCUGUCAUUCUUCCUGGCCGGCACGGGCCUUCAGGAGCUGUACAUUCAGUCAGAGCUGAUGACGACAGACUACUGGAAAGCUUUGGCGGUCGCAUCAAGCUUUGCACGAAAGGAGCAAAAGCUCCUGCGCGACGCGCAUGCCAUCGGCGGGGAUGUGCAGAGAGUCUACGGUGCAGCAGCUUUCGACGAUGCUUGGAAGACUAUUCGGUGUGCCCAUAGGAGUCAAACCUCCGAGGAGUCUUUUGGUGGCGCAUCUCAGCAAAGGCCGUUUUCUGCGUGGGAGAACUCCUUGAGCUUCCUUCGCGCACGGGCUGAGCAGUCGCUGAUCUCCGCGCAAUUGAAGGCGCUGCGUGGAGAGGUGCCGGAGGCCGCGCCUAGACGCUUGGACGGAGAAGGAUGCAGAGAUUACAGGGGCACAUUGCCCAUCUUUGAUGCCAUUGGCCCACAGGUUGCAAAAGACAGCAGGAGUGAUGUGCUGCAUCCGCCGGCUGCGCAUAAGUCUGCCCAAGAGGCGGUAAUACCUCUCCCAGCCACGCUGCUGACCUUGCCGCCAGCUUUGCGGAAUCGCGCCCUGCUGGCCAUGGCCUCAGCGCGGUGCACGAAGGGCUCCACUCUGCUCCAGCCCUCUGAGCUCUCCCUCGGCUUGGGCAAGCCCACGGGCCGCUGCGCCGAGCAGAGGCGUGAUAUGAUUGGCGCGCUGUCAGCACAGACGUUUGGACUUUCCGAGCCCCUCGAGUUUCCAAGAACAUCUGACAUCCCGGACCCGGGCCGAAAGCUCCCCUCUCGGAAGCCGCAGGUUUUCCUGGGGUCGACGAGGUACCAACUGCUACUGAAAGGUGGGGUAGAUGGGUCCAGCACCGAUGGACAUGGUAGGGCUGAUGGCUUGCGCUCGAAGGUUGCAGACCUGGAUAGCGAGCUGCUCCAGCGAGAUGCGGCCAUCGAUAAUUUGCAAAGAACUCUGCGUGAGACGCAAGACACGCUGCAAAAGGCGCUGCUUUCGCCACAAGAGGGUGGCUUGUGGAAGGACCGGUACCACGAGGCACAGAAGCAAAACGAGACUCGCGGGCGGGAGGUCAAGGAGCUGGGCCUAAAGUUAGACACCAAGGAGAAAGAGAUCAAGCUUCUUAGUCAGUAUGUCCGGAAGCUGGAAGAGGAGGCGCGCAUCCGAGACAGUCAGCGUGAGCGGCUGCUCACGGAUGCCAGCAUUUCACGCAGCAAGUUCAAGCAGACAGAGUCGGACCAGAAGCAGCUCGUAUCCAGGUUGCACAGCUUGGAAGACAGCUUCGCACGCUGCAUUGGCAGGGUGACGCAGGCUUUAACCGCUGGUGUGGUGGGCGUCUGCAUCGAUGAGGCCCAGCCAUUGCCGCGGUUCGUCGUUCUGAGUCCACGCCCGGGUGGAAGUGCCAUCUUGGAGAUUUUUGAGGAACCUGACUCGCACUGGGAACUUGCAGCAGUGGAGCUCUCGCCCAUGGGAGUUGGCAAGAAGCCUCCAGUCACGUUGGAUGAGAAUGCACUUUCCCUGGUGACCUGUGGCAUCUCAGGUGGUGGUGCCGCAUACCAAGAAGCUGUCAGCGCCCCCGCCCUAAAGUGUCCCGACAAGGCAUCUUUUGCAAAGUGGACAUUCGCCUUCCGAAACUUGGGCCUUCUGCCGCAGUAUGGAGCCGUUGCAUCUGCACCCAGCUCGCCACAAGCAGAAAAAGCCCCGAUGUCUCCGAUGUCGCCCGCGCGAGGUGCCAGAGUCGUGGUGUCCACAGAGCAUCCCGCAGCUCUCGCACAAAAGGAUGAAGCCCUGACCGAAACGAGACUCAACAGUCUUCUGGGGGCUGUGGAGGGAAACCUGCAGGGUGAGCAGCGUCUGGAAAAGCGGCUCAUGAUUCGAGCGUGCGCUGUGGUCAUACGGAUACACUUGCCCAAGGAGGAACGCAAGGAGAAUCUGCUUCUACUCUGCUACCUGCGGGCUUACUACGUUGUUGCAGCGUGGGAAGAUGGAAUCCACUGGGUAAACAGCCAUGGGAGUUGCAUAUAUUUGUACUGUGACACGGCCGUGCUCGGCCUGCGCAUCGCUCUUCGCAUGCAGAGGCUGGUCUUCGAGUUUCCAGAGUGGGCAGAGGAUGGGUACAAGAAAGACUGCCAGGGCUGCAGCACCCUUUGCGCGGUCUCUGUUGGAAUGGAGCUGGGUAGCCUCCUCCCCUUGCGUGGGGACUUCUUUGGAGAGGCCGUGGACGCUGCCAUCCAGAUGGAGGAGCUGGCCUCUCCUGGCGAGCUGUUGGUCAGCAGCGCAGCCUGCGCGUCCGGACUUGAGGAGUGCGACGUGAAGGGUCAGGAAAUGGAUUCCGUUGUCUCGGACUUGUCAGGGCUCGAUGUCUGUGGAGAUGGUGCAUCCAUGGACGAGCUAAAUAGGAUAUUGGAGGAGAGUGCCGCCAAAGCUCCGAAAGGCUUGGAGCUCUCUCAGCGCUCUGCGCUGCUUCCCUCUGGCCACACCUUGAGCUGCCUUUGCGCCGUCGUGCCAGAAAGCCAGAAGCUGGCAAUACCUAUGGCCCGGGCCAACCCACCAGGGAUCGAAGCAGCAGUGGACGCCAUCGGGCCGCCGGAGGGCCUGCAGUCCAAGAGCACCAGGGCUUGGAUUCAACCACGAGGACUCCUGCUCAAGUUUCGGGAGACUGUUGCGACCACAGUCACCCGAACAGGCAAGCUCUGCUGGUACCAGGGCCAUCGGGUUGCUGCCGUUUUUGAUUCCUACGAGGUGGCCACAGCCUGCGCAGAGGAAGCACAGAAGGAGCUCUCGCAAAGUUGUGCCGGUAUCGAAGUGUUAGCAGAAGCGGUGCUAGGUGAGUGCUUCACUUCAGCAUUGCGGCUAGAAGCGAAAUCCGACAGGGAACUUCUUGCUCUCGUCAUGGCAGGCGUAUGCAUGCUUGGGGAGGGCAGGAGAGACGCGGCUCGAGGCGACUCGGAAGGGCGACUUCCAGCUUGGCAUUGUUGCUCGCCGGGCAAGUGUGGAAGCAAGACGAUUGAAGAGGUUUGUGCCAUCGACUUCGGCCAGGUUUGGAUGACUUCCCAGGACUCAAAGCUUGCACAACUUGGAAUUGACAUCCCGGUGUUUCAGGAUGAGGAGCUGGUGAAAGCCAAGGCCAUCGAUGUGCCAGGCAUCGAGGCCCGCACCGCAGCGGGGCUUUGUGGCUUCGUAUCUGCACGGCCCUUUGCCAGGCCGUUGCUUUAUGCCGCAUCCGGAACUACCAUCAGCGGCCGUCGCGAAGCCGCCAUAUGCGAGAGCGAGCUUGGGACAUUCAUCAGGCGUGCCGCUUGCGACUUCCAAGGCAUUGAGAAAGUGCAACUGGGCUUCAAACGGGUGGGUGAGGAAGGAAACACCCACUCUGCCCGAGGUGAUGACCAUCUGGCUGCCCUGGCCAGUGAGCUGCGCAAACUUCACGACAUGCUCGAGGCACCACGCACAGAGAACGAGGACGACAAUGCCAGAUUUCAUGAGCUGGCGUCGUCCGGGAAGAUGGAGCCCGUGUGCUCUGAGAGCGACACUGAGAGCGGCGAGGUGCAGGGAGACGGUUUCGAGGAGGUGCAGCCUCACCCAGUUCUGCACAAAAAGGCGCUGAAGAGCUCCCAGCAGGUGCGGCGUGGUCCGGUCUUGCUCCGGCCGCUGCAGCCCUCAGCCUCCGUGCUGGAUCCGAAGCGGAUCAGCGGCCAAUCGGGCCAGGGGCAGAGUGGUGCGAGCGGCUUUAUCGCCAAGCUCCUUGAGUUUGGCCCGCCAAUUGUGAUUUUGAUGAAUGCCAUUACCAUCGCCCUCGACAGCGAUGUCAUAGAGAAUGAUUCAAUCCUUCGUCUCGUCGAAUGCUGCUUCGCAAUGUUUUAUCUCCUGGAGUUCAUGAUCAAGCUCGGACUCCUUGGCUGCAGGGGCUACUUCUGGGCAGAAAACUGGACAUGGAACUGGUUUGAUUUCCUUUGCCUCCUGUGCGCGCUCUUGGAACUCAGUGCCGUGCUUGUUUCUGUCCUCGGCUUCACCUCCACACCUUUUCUCGAAGAUGUGACAGUGGUGCGGGUGUUUCGCUUGGGGCAGUUGAUGAGAACCGUCCGCGUGCUGAACUUCAAGAUGUUUGGCGAACUCCGUCAGAUUACAUUAGGAAUCAUGAAUGGGUGUGGUGUGCUCUUCUGGGCAGUCGUCCUCCUGUUCGCAGUCAUCUAUGUAUUCGGCAUCCUCAUGCGAAAUAUCGUCGGUGACGCGAUGGAAGAGUUCAAGAACAUCCCAAACUCCAUGUUCACUUUGUUCCGUUGCUUCACGGACGGUUGUUCGGACUACGCCGGAACACCCUUGGCAGAGCGAUUGCGGAUCGUGUACGGAGCUCCUUUCACCCUGGGCUACGUCUGCGUCACCAUGCUGGUCGCUGUGGGCAUCUUCAACAUGAUCAUGGCCAUUUUCCUUGAGAAUGCCACUGCAUCAGCUGGUCGGCGCAAGCAGCGAGAGCUCGGCGAGCGUGCUAACAGCACAGAGCAAGCGCUGCGGCGCGUCAUCGUUCAGAUGAUUGACCCGACAGCUCCGGAGCGCGCCGCAGGGCGGCGAGGGACCAUGGCUGCCAGGAUCAGCGGUCUUUUUGACCUCCGACCAACAGAGGGCGAUGCGAGCAGGAGCCGCCUCACCAGACAGAGGUCCAAGUCCACUGAGCUCUUCUGGCAUACGCAGUAUGAGCUUCUGAAGCAUUCCGGUGCCACGGUGGACCGAAAGACCUUCAUGUUGUGGCUGCAAGAGCCCGCUUUCCUGCACGUCUUGGAGAGUGCAGACGUGGACGUGUCCAACAAAUUCGACUUGUUCGACGUUCUCGAUUCCGACAUGGGCGGCAGAUUAGAACUGGACGAGGUGGUAACGGGACUGAUGAAGCUGCGGGGCCAAGCCGCGAUGUCGAGACUUCGCUGGUACAGGUGUACGGCCAUCCGACUCAACCAAACUGAAGCAUCAAGCGGGAUCGGUGGCUUGGCUAUCCAGGGAGCAGCAGUGUUCGAGAGUUCCUUCGGCCCGACUUUCCAGGACUUCUUGACACGGCGCCUCAAUGAAUCUCAUGGACUGGAGUUCGAGUCCGUUCCGUUGGACUUUAACCAGAACUUCGAGUUCGUCAGCAGCGGUGGAGUCGAUUUCAUUUACAGUAACCCAGCAGCAUACACCUGCAUGGCCGUGGAGUUCAACUUGCAGACGGUCGCGUCGCUUAUCAACUACCGCAAGGGCAAUGCUCUUGGAAAAUUUGCAGGUGUGAUUAUUACCAGGCAAGACUCUGCUUUUCAAACCGUCGACGACCUGCGCACUGCCAGUGUGGAGGCCGUUUCAAUCUCUGGACUGGGUGCAAUGCAACUCCAGCAAGCAGAACUGCUAUCCCAGGGAUUGAACAUCAUGACAGAUAUACCUCGACUGACUUUCGCCUUCAACCAGAACAAGAUCGUGCAGGACGUCGAGCUCGGUCUCGCAGACGUCGGCUUCGUUAGAACCGACUUGGUCGAUUCAAAUGUUGCGAACAACCUAACGAAGUGGGAAUAUUUCAGAGUUAUCGGCCAGAUCCCGGACCCGGACUUCCCUUUCGCUCGCUCCACGGCUUUCACACCGGAGUGGCCCAUCGGCGCUUUGCCACAUGUAACUGACGAGGUCAAGGAGCUGGUCGCAAGCUCCCUCAUGGCUCUUGAUCGUUUCUCACCGGAUCCAGAGUUGUCCGAGCCAGCGAUUGCAG